AUGAAUGAUCCGCGUGCCUGCAACAGAUGGAUACAGUGCACCGAUGGACAACCCAUUAGUGGCACCUGCGACGAUGGGCUCUUCUAUGACAGGGAAAGCAAAGACUGUGUGCCAUCGACUGAGAUCAAUUGUGUCUCGAGCGAUCCGUGUGCUGAAUUGAAUACGAAUGGCUUUGCACCCGAUCCGUAUUCCUGCAAUGGUUACUACUACUGCAAGCAGGGUAAGGGCACAAAGGGCGAAUGCAAUACCGGAAUGAACUAUAAUGCUGCCACUGAAGCAUGCAUACGUGACUUUCCCUGUAAUGCCAAAAUGAAUCCGGAUAGCGUAUGUAACAUUCUGCCUGAUGGCGUUUACAUCAAGGAUCCCACAAGUUGCAACGGCUAUCAAUUUUGCUGGCUGGAUAAUGCCAUUAAUUACAAUUGCCCCUACAACUUAUAUUUUAGUGCCGCGAAUGGCGACUGCGAUUCUCCACAGAACGUUGAAUGCGCAUUCACCGAGCCACCUCCACUAACUGCCGAGCCGGAUGAGUGUUUAGAGACGGGUAGUUUUAUCCCGGACAAAAGUAGCUGCAACGGCUACUACUAUUGUUAUGAGGGUGACGACGGUCAAAUGCUACUCGACCAUGGCGAUUGCCCCGUUGGUCGAUUCUUCUAUGUCAACGAUAAUGGUAUCGGUGUUUGCAAGCCCCGAUCUCAGGUGCAGUGCGAUUACGAUCGUUGCGUUAAUCUUGGCUAUACUAACAUCGAGCUGGCGAACGAGUCGAAUGAUGGAUGUAAAGGCUACGUCUUAUGUCAAAAUGGGGUCACAAUUGGCAAGGGCACCUGUCCAAACGGCGAGUACUUCAAUGAGCUGACUCAGCUAUGCACUACUCAAGUCAUAUCUUAUACGGCCUGCGUCAUAUCAGCUCAGUCUACGACACGACACGAACAGGUAUCGACGACGGAUGAUGAUACCGCAACCACAACAGCACCGUAG
Drosophila grimshawi is the source of this 975-nucleotide messenger RNA. Its product is annotated as peritrophin-48. The record is from RefSeq and is a predicted model, not a curated record. Gene Ontology annotation, cellular component: extracellular region. Bases 1 to 975 code for a protein of 324 amino acids. The transcript has a single exon. Gene Ontology annotation, molecular function: chitin binding. NCBI's taxonomy places the organism in Eukaryota, Metazoa, Arthropoda, Insecta, Diptera, Drosophilidae.